Molecule: messenger RNA, 1739 nt
Organism: Calliphora vicina (urban bluebottle blowfly)
Lineage: Eukaryota; Metazoa; Arthropoda; Insecta; Diptera; Calliphoridae
Gene: Art3
Product: arginine methyltransferase 3
Exons: 5
Coding region: 105-1661 (518 amino acids)
Biological process (GO): peptidyl-arginine methylation
Cellular component (GO): nucleus
Molecular function (GO): protein-arginine N-methyltransferase activity
Source: RefSeq, a predicted model, not a curated record
UUUCAACCACACGUGCAUUUGAAAUAACCAACCCUUUGUUUACAAUAAAUUUUAGCGAUUUAUUUUAAAUUAUUUAUUAAAUUUUUCUUUAAAACGUAGAAAAAAUGGACCAAGAAGAUUUACCUCCUCUAGAACAAGAUAGUGAGGUGUGUGCCAACGGCAGAUGUGAAAAUGAUUCAGAUUUUUCAGACAAUGAUUCGGAUGAAGAAACCAUGGAUCAAGGUGAACCCACUACUUGUCUAUUUUGCACACAAGUUUUGACAUCCAUUGAAUUGGCUCUAGAGCAUGUUAAAACGGAACAUAAAGUAAAUUUUGCACAAUUAAAAGCUCAAUUUCAAAUGGAUCAAUAUUCGUUUAUAAAACUAAUCAACUGUAUACGUCUGGAUAAUAUAAAUGAAGAUAAGUUGCAAAAUGUUGAAACUGCAUUUUGGUGUGAUGAAAAAUAUUUAAAACCUAAAGAGUAUGAGCCUUGGUUAAGUUAUGAUUAUGAGGAUUUGAAAACAGAGAACUCAUCAGAGGCUACUACAAAUGAAGCGGAUUUAAAAUCUAUAAUAUUAAAACUACAAGAACAAGUAAAAUUCCAACAAGAACAACUGGAGCAGGCCUCCCAAGACAUGGAAACAAUGCGUAAAGGUUUUCAACGAUUAAUGGAAAAGGAUGACAAAAAAGUGGAUUCCAAAAACAAAAAUAUUGCUUGUGUCUCAUCAGUUUCACUCAAAGCCGAUGAAGGGUAUUUUGACAGCUAUGCUCACUUUGGGAUACAUCAUGAAAUGCUUUCGGAUGUUGUUAGGACUACCUCAUAUAGAGAUGCUCUAUUAAAGAACAAGGAAUUUGUAAAAGGCAAAUAUGUUUUAGAUGUGGGUUGUGGCACUUCUGUACUCUCAAUAUUUGCCUCACAAGCUGGAGCUGCUAAAGUGGUGGGCAUUGAUAAUUCAGAUAUUAUCUAUAAUGCCAUGGAUAUAGUCAAGAAAAACAAUGUUGAAAAUAUAACAUUAGUUAAGGGCCGUUUAGAAGAUACCGAAUUGCCGGAGCAAAAGUACGAUAUAAUUAUUUCCGAAUGGAUGGGUUAUUUCUUGCUGUUCGAGGGAAUGCUCGAUAGUGUUAUAUAUGCCAGAGACAAUCAUCUGAAAGAAAAUGGUAUUCUUUUACCAAAUCGUUGCACCAUGAGCAUUGUAGGAUAUGGCAAUGAAUCACUCUUUAAGAACCAUGUAACAUUUUGGAAUGAUGUAUAUGGCUUAAAUAUGUCCAAUAUGCGUAAGGAAGUUAUGCAUGAACCUUUAAUAGACAUAGUGGAUGCUGAACAUAUUCUCACCGAUGCUAAUUGCAUUGCUGAUUUAGAUUUAAUGACAGUCGACUUAAACUAUUCCAAUUUCAAGUAUAAUUUUGAACUGACUUGUUGCAAAGAUGGUGAAUUGUCAUCGUUUGUGGGAUAUUUCGACACAUUUUUCGAAUUGCCAGAACCUGUGAUGUUUGGCACAUCACCCAAAGAUAAGCCUACUCAUUGGAAGCAAGUUGUGUUUUUCAUUGAAGAACCUCAGCCAGUAAAGAAGGGAGACGUUGUUCGAGGAGUGUUACAGUGUAAAAGGAGUCAUAAGAGUGCCAGAUCUUUGGAUAUUAUUUUAGAAGCAUUUAACAAAAAAUAUACUUACUAUUUGGAUUAAAAUAAUGUUAUUUAAAAUGUAUAAAGGAAAGAUUCUAAAAAAUUGCUUUUGAUAUGUAAUAAACGAAAUUCAAACUAA